GUUGACAAUUUGAGCUUGCUUGUUACUUCAUUUCCGGACUGCGAUUACACUUGGUCGCAGUUUGGUGUUGUGUUUUAGCGUGUCACUCCAGCAACAAAACAACCUGCAAAAAAGAGUAAGAGGAAGGUGUCCAAGAUAAAGUCAACAACAUAUGAAGAGUACAAACUGUAUUAUGUACCAAAUCCCAAUGCCAAGAAACAAGCGGCAGAGGGGAAGGUAGUGAAGAAGGAGUUGAGGAAGGCAAGAUGCUUGUUUUGCAAAAGAGCUAGCUGCCGAUCCACGCAAUAAUGGUACUUCUGCUCUUCGUACAAAUACUAUUUCUUGUAGAAGAAAAAGGGUAGAGCAAGGUGGUCAAAUUCAAUUAAGCUUACAACCAAUUGUUUUGAAAUGAUCAGCUAUAAGAAGUAGAUGUUGUUUCCUAUGCAGAUGCAGGGGCUUGGUGGAAGUGUAAAAUUCCACACAGUAGCUGCUGUUUUUUUUAUGAGUUUUUUCGGUUAAUUUUGCGGUUAGUUUGCGAUUUUUUGCUUAACCACGGUUAGGUACACAGAUGCGGUUGAUGCGGUUUUUACCUCCAGUAACCGCGGUGCACCGUUCACCGCGUUUUGCAGUUAUUGGUUAACUGCUAACCGUGCCGGACGCGGUCGCGGUUGGUCAAUAUGGGUAUUUUGCGGUUGCAGUUAACCGCAACCGUAUCGUUUCCCACCCCUACUCCAAAGGAGCAUGUUCAGAAGUUCAUCGAACUUGCGGGGAGUUUGAAGAUCAAUAGUGUUCCCGAGGAUGCUUUGAAGUUGAGGCUGUUCCCCUACUCUCUUGCGGGGAAUGCGUCUCGGUGGCUCAACUAUAGACCGACCCUCUCAAUCACCUCGUGGGAUGACAUGCUCGACAAGUUUAUGACUCGGUAUUGCCCACCUUCAAAGACAAUGAAGUGGCGCAAGAAGAUCACCCAUUUUAACUCAAAGCACGUAUUGCUUAAAUGAACAAAUAAAAACAAUUGGAUUAGUGCUCCAUGUUCUCUUGAGAAAUUAUCGAAUAAUAAGUCAAUGUGAUCUUAUAAAUAAAUUGAUACUUAAUAGACCACAAAAUUUUUAAAAGUGAAUUAAGACAAUUAUUUUUUUAACACCCUACAGAGAGUCAAGCGCUGAAAUCGAACCCAUUACACCCUACAGGAAACAAAGAUAGGGCCUUUUUAGCCACACAAUGCGCUACCCUAUUGCUCUGCCUGCCAACAAACUGAAAUCUUUCGAAUGCAGAUGCCAUUGCUCUACCUUAUUGCUCUGCUGGCUUCACGACUAGGCACUGUGGAGGAAGCUGGGAUGUAUGCAGUCUGGCAGUCGCCAGGAUGUGUAUUCAAGGCUAGAAUUUUGAUCGAUGUCUCCGCUCCACUUCACCACAAGCUGGAAGCAAGGAAACGGAGCGCUGAUGGAUCGGUAGGCGAGACCUUCCGGCUAAAACUUAAGUACGAAAACCUCAAAGUGGUAUGCUUCAGAUGCAGAAGAAUUGGGCAUAACCAGGAGAGCUGCUCUUUCGACCUGAUCACCAGAGACGACGGCUUUGGCCCGGAAAUCUUUGGAAAGCGAACCGAAUCCAAAUUAUUCAUACGCCUCGGCGAAAAUGGAGAAGAAGAACUGGACGAGUAAUGUAUGGAGGAACGACGUCGGACCUGCUGCUCCGCCACAGCAUAAACCGCUCCUCCUUGACGGACCAAGUCGCCGUCAGUCAUCUAAUCGCCAAUGAAGGAAGUCAGGGAACCCAACUUCUCACUCUUCUGUGAGAUCUCAGGGGAGAAAUUCUCACCAAGUCAGCGACCCCAACCCUAUCUCCUGCUCUCAAUCUUAUCCUCUCACCAAGCCCUGUUUUGAAGCUAAUGGGCUGAGUCUUAAGUCAAGAAAUCUGGGUGAAGGGC
Molecule: messenger RNA, 1903 nt
Organism: Linum trigynum
Lineage: Eukaryota; Viridiplantae; Streptophyta; Magnoliopsida; Malpighiales; Linaceae
Source: the annotation of a GenBank genome assembly